This is a messenger RNA of Ostrea edulis (European flat oyster), 4887 nucleotides long. Its product is annotated as ras association domain-containing protein 2-like. The transcript has 11 exons. Gene Ontology annotation, biological process: signal transduction. The record is from RefSeq and is a predicted model, not a curated record. Bases 803 to 2272 code for a protein of 489 amino acids. NCBI's taxonomy places the organism in Eukaryota, Metazoa, Mollusca, Bivalvia, Ostreida, Ostreidae.
CCGGACGAUGGUGCAGCUGGGACUUCAUCAUGCGCAGGUACAGUAAAAUUCCAUCUAAUUUUUCACCUCAUUGUUAACACGAUUAUCAGUGAUAUCUUGAUAAAAACGAUGUGUUGCUAGCAGUUAUGGUAAUGAUUGUAUCGAUUCAAAAACGGAGUACAUGGAUAAAACGCACGCUAGUUUUAUGGGAUAUCACCAUAUUACCAAGUCAGCUGUGAUUACUCAUACUAAUCCCAGUCCUUCGUUAUGUCGCAGAAAUUGGAUUCCACCGACGUAUUGUAUUACAUGGGAUGUUGGGCCAGCAACGUCGCACGUCCCAGGCUUUUAAAACAAGCAGGUUGACCUCGAAAUACCUUUUCAAGUUAUGAGUUUAGAGCCCAGGGGAGCGUGAAACUAGCAAAAGCUGCAAGCGUGACAACUUACAGAUCAUUUGAAUGGCGAGGCAUUCCGAAUAGGUAUUAAAAUUACCGUAUUCAACGAGGAUCAGCUCAACCCGUGUAUAGAGAUUUACCAAAUCCGGUCAAUGUCUAAGUGGACCUUUAAACUGGAUAUAUACAACUGUACUUGAAUUGUUUACAUUUGGUGUCGAUUUGAAUGCCCACUUUGUUCGAUUUCAAUGGUCGAUGUCUUAUCGACAUGCUCUAUGAUUUCUCAAUGCCACCAAUUCAUGAAUUCCUGUAACACAAUUCACGGACGUUUUAAUUGUCAACCAAAUUUCUCCCUAUUUUGAGACUUCUGGAAAUAUGGAAGAUGAAUCAGUAAGCACUGGUCGAUAGAGGCUGCUGCUGAUUCACCGCUAGUCAUGGACAAAUGUCCCAAGUGUGGAAAAACCGUGUAUUUUGCUGAACGGAAAACCUCUCUCGGAAAACACUGGCAUCCUAACUGUUUGAGAUGUGAAGAGUGCGGCAAGAUUCUAGCCCCGGGUCAACACGCAGAGGGGAAGGGGAGGCCAUAUUGUCACAAGCCUUGUUAUGCCAUGCUCUUUGGUCCCCAAAUGAUGGGAUAUGGUUCCAAUGUGGUAUCGCCGGCAAAUUUCAAAAGAAACAGUGACAGUACGUUGUAUAAUGGAGAAUACGACUUCGAUCUGAAACAGGUGUUCGAAAGCGGGGAAAUGAUACACAGCAACGGGAACUCGCAGCAAAAUGGAGUUCUAAAUCAGAAGCGACAUUUUCACAAUACACCUCAAGCAAGGGCGAACCCAAAUCAAAUCAUGGAGUUCGACUUUCUCUCAGAAACUGCUGCUGAAAGUCGACAGAUCAUCGGGUCUCCAAAGAAAAGAACCCCGAGGGCCAUAUCUGAAUAUACAGGGAGAGAACGAGAACUAAUAAAGAAGAUACAGGAAUUCAAUGCUUUUUAUGAUGGCAAGAAGAGACAGUCGCUCAACAUUAAGGAGUCGGUGGAUCAGUUGGUGAUUGAGGGUCCUGUGCGGAUCUACUGGGGGGUUCUUCAGCCAAUCCAGUUACAGGAAUUUGAUAAUGUUCCUUCUGUUCCCUCACCAACAUCAUGGCGGCACAGUUUUGUUCCAGGAGAUAAAGUUCCAGAUAUAAAUCCAGACCUGAAGAGGUCGAGGUCCCCAGAGCCAGCCUCUCCCCGAGUUAGCAGAGGUUUAGAUGACAGUGUAAUAUUUUCUCCACCAGAUGGCGUCGUGAUGCGCCGGAAGAACAUAAAAAAGUUUAACACUGUUGCUUACCGAGGGGAUUCCCGACCCAAUAAAUGGAAGAGGGCCUCAAUAAAUGGCCACAUUUAUAACUUUGAUACGAGAAUUUUUACCCCUGUAUUAGGCAGCUGUACCAGUGUUACGGUGGAUAGUAACUGUACUACGUAUGGGGUCAUUAGAACACUGCUGGAGAAGUUCAAGAUAGAGAACCAACCUGAAGAAUACUCAUUGUAUCUAGUGUCAGAAACAGAAGGUGAAAUACUGUUAAAGGACUCUGACCACCCUUUGUUGGAGAGGAUAGCCAGGGGGCCAGAUGAGACCUCAGGGGUCAAGAUUUAUCUGAAGGACCGAGUACUAUACACCAGGAAGAACUCCCUAGUUACCCAGGCAGUGGUUGAGGAGGAGGAAGACGUGAUUGAGCAGGUGGAGGCCCCGGUCAAGGCUGAACAGAGUCUACCUGAUGAGGUGGAACAGUUGAUAGCAAUACCUGAGCCGGUCUUACUAGGAAUAUUAAGGAAAUUUAAGGAUGAUGAAGAUCGAGAAGUCAGGACAGUACGAGCAAGGUAUGACCUUGCAAAAAGAAGAUUAAAAGACAUGAUGAAAAUCAAAAUGUGACAACCUUUGCUUACUGGAUACAUUUACUUGUGUCUCGUACCAAAUUACAAACUCCAGUAUCAGGAGUCUGCCGUAGAGAAACACAUUCUUGUGUUGCCAGCUGCCAGCAAGGAACCAGUCAGAGAUUGGGGCAAUAACCGUUUUUGCCAACUUUCAAAGUCAUCAAGCAGCUAAUUACAUUCAUCCACACAAACAUCUAAGGGCAGUGAAAUGUUGCUCAGGGCCAGAUUACAUUGGAAUCACUUGUUUUUAUAUUUCAUGAUCAUGUGACCAGUUUUUCAUUCUUUGUCUUUUUACUUUGAUGUAUAUGUGUUCAGCUGUCCUUCAGUCUGAUUUACAUUUCAACACUGUGGGAUAACUCAUGAAUGGCAGUGAUGGAGUUUAUAUGUCAGAUUCUACAGGAUGAAUGUGCAGUGAUAAGAUGGUCUUAGUGCCGAGUUACAAGUUACUGGUGGUAGAGAAGUGGGCGUGUUUUUAUAUAUGCUAUUUAUAGUUAUGAUGUAAGUGCUAAUCCAGUGCACGUUUAUUUGUACAGAUGAUUUCAGUUUUUUUUUCUUUUAUCCGUGUUUUUAUUUACCAGUGAGAAUUAGUGAAGUGCCGCCGGUUAGCAGCUGAAUAAGUCAUGAGGAUUAGUGAAGUGCCGCCGGUUAGCAGCUGAAUAAGUCAUGAGGAUGUGUCUUUGGGAUUGUUUCUAAUAUCUCAUAUCAUGGAUUAACUGAAACACUUAAUUCAAAUCAGAAUAUUUCAUUAAAUUAUAUAUAGGAAGUAAAUUAGCAAAGAUGAAAAGGAUUUUGAUCAGAUCCAAUUGCCAUAUCAUAUAGCAAUAAUAUUAAUUACUCGGCAUUUAAGCUUCAGUAAUACAUGUGCUAUGGUUUCAGUCAAAUCUUGCAGGUCAAUGAAGAGUCUGGAUAAAUGAAUUGCGUCUAUUAAAAAAAUGAGUAUCAUACAAAUAAUUAGUUCCCGAGAUAAAUAAUGUAAUGAUUAUUCCGGUUGAACCUUCAGUUCUCUUUCCUUGUCAAAAUAUGAUUGCCAUUUGUUAACUUGUAAUGAGAGAGGAUUUGAUACAAGUGUGUGUGCACUUGUUUUCCAAUCUCAACAAUUGAAAUAAUAUGUAUUUAGUCGUGUUCUUGUUUCUUUGAAAUGCAGUUUAAUGUAUCAUCCAGAGGUUGGAUUUUCUGGAUUAUUGGCAUCCAGGUGUAUAAGGCCCCAUUGUGUAUUUGGAUGUAUAAUAUAAAGUACUAUGACAGACUGAACAUAAGGUGAAAGAAAUAUUACCCGGAGCAUGUGUAUUUUUGGAAACAUUAUUAUCUUGACACUUUCUGGUAUUGUAAAUUUCAAAAUGUGUACUGCUGACAUUUUGAACUCUUGAAAGUUUGAACUGCUGAUCCCAAGCAAUAAAAUGGUGCGGAUCUGGAUUUUUAAAGAGUAGAUAAUAAAGAGGGACUGAUUCUUCUGUCAGUCUUUUGAAAUGUGUGUAACUGAGCAUGUUCUGAGGGGACUUAUAUCUGCAUAUUGAUCUGUGUGAUCUAUUUAUUUUUUAGUCAAACAUUCCAAACCAUUUUUCAUACUUUCUUGUACUAAAAUUAUUGAUUUUGCAUGUUAGGACACGUUUUAGAUGUAAAAUGGCUCUUGUAUACAGAUAUUGAUAGCAUUGUACAUGUAGUACAUAAAUUGAGCUUAAAUUUCUUAAAAUUUUAAAAUUCCAUGCUUGUCACAAUUAUUACCUUUAGUACUUUUCAGUUGAGAAUUUGGGAAGUAGAUCUGUGAAAACAGUAUUUAAUUCAUAUGGCUUGUCGUUAUUAUUGUGAUGUUUUUAUAUAUGGAAAUGUUGAUAGGUUUACAUUUGGAUGACGACAUUGAAAGAUUAAGCACUCGUACGUAGUUUAGAAUAUAGCUAUGGACAGCGGUUGGGCAAAUUUUACUGAGGUUGAAGUAUUUUAUUAGGUGAAUCAAAAUUGCAAUACAUUUCAAGCUCCUCAUUGUGUAGAAUCAUUCUAGGAACACUUGUUCUUUGAAUGUUUAAAAUAGGAAGACUUACAAAACAUGUCACAGUGAGACAAGUUUUUAAUUUCGUCAACACACACUUUUCCUUGUGUAUUUUCUUAAUACAGGUGCACGAAAAUGGCUAGUACAUUGAACAUUCCCACACUCUGUCUGCAGCAAAUGACCUGUCCACAAACGAUGAUGUAUUUUGUCAGCCAUGCAAUUCAACAGGUCAAUGUUUAUGAGCAAUCAUGGUUAUCCUUGAAUGAGUCUACAUGUGGUCAGGUACUAACUGGGAUGUUGUUUUCAUGCUCUACUUUACACUGUAAACAUUGUCCCAUUCAUACCCUUAAUAGAUAGUAAACAUCCUGAUUUGUCAAAGCUUUUCUGCUAUUCAAGUAUUGGGUAUUUGUCAUCAGUGUGUGUACUGGGUUUUUUUUCUCUGAAUAUCCUUUGUUAUCGCCCUUUACUGUUUUUUCUUGAAUUGCGUCCCUUUCCAUUGUUAUUAUCCGCCCUUGUUGCCAACAGUGAGAGCUGUUAUGAAUUGUUGCAAAUAUGGUGAUAUCAAAGAAUUGUAUGAAGUAGGCUUGCGUCAUUGUGUUAUAAAAAUAAUAAAAAAGCAAGAAUUUUAA